Molecule: messenger RNA, 1894 nt
Organism: Galdieria sulphuraria
Lineage: Eukaryota; Rhodophyta; Bangiophyceae; Galdieriales; Galdieriaceae
Product: UDP-sulfoquinovose synthase
Exons: 2
Coding region: 33-1838 (601 amino acids)
Molecular function (GO): UDPsulfoquinovose synthase activity
Source: RefSeq, a predicted model, not a curated record
UUCUUCGAUUUCACAUUACUCUCUCGUCAGGUAUGAAUAACUAUUCGUGUUUUGUGACUAAUGCCUACCCUACCAUUGGCAAUGUUGAAAGAUUUUAUACCAAGGAACUGCAGUUUGCUGUUCGGCUUAAAGGUAUUCGCUGUAGUAGCUGCUCUCGUCAACGAGUUGUUCAGAACAAAGCUGUUCACGGUCAGUGGAGGAGAACAGGCAGACUUGCGUUUUAUUUAUCUUUUAUAAUGGCACAACAAUCAGAGCACAGCGGUGUAGAAUAUAACAACUAUUUUGGGGAACAUAACGAUAUUUCACAGAGAACUGGUGUAGGUUCCAACCCCACUCAUCAUGAUGAUGGAAUCCACCUCGUCAAUGGCGCCAUGAACGGAGAACAUAACUUUAUGAUGUAUGGAACUCCAAAGAAAAUAAUCAUCUGUGGUGGUGAUGGGUUUUGUGGUUGGCCUACUUCUCUUUUUCUUUCAGAGGUAGGACACGAAGUGUUGAUUGUGGACAAUCUAUCUCGUCGGAAUAUCGAUAACGAGUUGGAAGCUGGUUCCCUUACUCCCAUUUAUCCUAUUACUGAAAGAAUAGAGACUUGGAAACAAGUAUCUGGUCGUGAACUUCGAUUUGAACGUUUGGAUAUAGCAAAUGAAUAUGAUCGUCUGUUACAACUGUUGUUGAAAGAGAAACCAGAUGCUAUCAUUCACUUUGCUGAACAACGAGCAGCUCCAUAUUCUAUGAAAGGUUCAUCCCAAAAGCGUUAUACUGUCCAUAAUAAUGUGAAUGCCACUCACAAUCUACUUUGUGCUAUUGUGGAAUCCAAUUUAGAUAUUCAUUUGGUACAUUUGGGAACAAUGGGAGUUUAUGGUUAUGGGACAAGUGGAGAAGAAAUUCCAGAAGGCUAUAUUGAUGUUGUUUUGCCAGGUGGUCAAGUUUCUAAUAUUUUGCAUCCUUCCUAUCCUGGUUCUGUUUAUCAUACUACGAAGUGUUUGGACGCAUUACUAUUUCAGUUUUAUCAGAAAAAUGAUGCUAUUCGGAUUACUGACCUUCAUCAAGGCAUUGUUUGGGGCACCAAUACUUCACAAACUAGAAGAGAUGAGCGUCUUAUCAAUCGUUUCGAUUAUGAUAGUGACUAUGGAACAGUUCUUAAUCGAUUUUUGAUGCAGGCUGCAUUAGGAGCUCCACUUACGGUAUAUGGAACAGGUGGUCAAACAAGGGCAUUUAUUCAUAUUCAAGAUACUGCUAAAUGUAUUGCUUUGGCUGUUGCCAAUCCUCCCAAUCAAGGUGAAAGAGUUGCAAUAUUCAAUCAAGUGGCAGAAUGUCAUCGCGUUCGAGACUUGGCUAAAUUGGUAUCUCGUAUGACUCAAGUAGAUAUUGUUUAUGUUAGUAAUCCAAGACAAGAAUCGGCAGAGAAUGAAUUGCAAGUUUCUAAUAGAAAAUUUCGUUCUUUGGGAUAUGAGCCUAUUCUAUUAUCAGAAGGCUUAUUAGAUGAGGUAGUCAAUGUAGCACAAAGAUAUGCAUAUCGUUGUGAUCCCAAAAAGAUAUUACCUGCUUCUUAUUGGAAUAAGAAGAGAAGAGAAGAUUGUGAACGCUAUGCUCAACAGAAAUUGAAUGGAAAUACUUAUGCUAGAUUACUUAGUAAGGUAGCCCAUUUUCAUGAAGUUAAUGCUGGAAAAGAAGAAGUCAACAAAAAGUCAUCCAAUGUGUCAGUUAAUAAUAACGACAAGAUUGAUUCCUUAGAUGAAGAGAAUAUGUUGUAUGUCUUAAGCAGAGGAAAUCCGGAAACUAUGAAACUGUUGAAAAAGACUUUGGAAGAAUGUACAACUGCCAAUGGCAACCUUACCUAAAUACUCGGUUGGAUAAUAAGAAGAAGAAUAAUAAUAAUAAACAAUUCCAAAUAUUU